This is a messenger RNA of Trichosporon asahii var. asahii CBS 2479, 2958 nucleotides long. RefSeq lists its product as uncharacterized. The record is from RefSeq and is a predicted model, not a curated record. The transcript has 7 exons. The coding region runs from base 1 to 2958 and encodes 985 amino acids. Gene Ontology annotation, molecular function: ATP-dependent DNA damage sensor activity; mismatched DNA binding; ATP binding. Lineage: Eukaryota; Fungi; Basidiomycota; Tremellomycetes; Trichosporonales; Trichosporonaceae. Gene Ontology annotation, cellular component: nucleus. Gene Ontology annotation, biological process: mismatch repair.
AUGCUUAGCCGCUUGGGUCCGCGAGCGCGACACUGUGUUAUCGGACCCUUGGCUCUUCCUCGAGGAACUCCGGUCUCCUUUGGUCGACUGCUGCGGCCCAAGUAUGCGUCAUCGAGAUCGGGUGGUCGUCGCAAGAAGGAGGUACUGGCGUUUGAGGACUUGCCCGUGUCUGCAACGACACUACAGGAAGACCUGACGGUCGGCCCUGUAGAGCCUUAUCUCGAAUCAUCAAAACCGAAACGCAAGCGAAAGUCCAAAUCGGGUGAGUCACCUGGCGACGAUGUUGUGCGCGCGGAGUAUGUCGACAUCUCGCCUGAAGAGCAAGCCGAGUACGAGGCCGCACUGAAAGCUGGAGAGAUUCCCGAAACGCCGCUUUCCAAGCUUGUCUGGCUGAACUGGAAACGCUUCCCGGACUGCAUUUUGCUGACGCAGGUCGGCAACUUCUAUGAGACUGGUCAGUUCCCCUUCACUGGCUUCCCCAUCCAUCAGAUCGACAAGUACUUGAAGCUCCUCGUGCAAGACCUUGGCUACACUGUCGCCCUCGUCGAGGAGGCGAAGGAUCCCCUGCAGCUCCGGGACCCGCGGGACGAGGUGAAGAGGAAGGUCACCAGAGUCGUGACUCCUGGAACUCUUGUCAGCGAGUCAUGGGUUUCGGGCCAGGAAAGCAGAUACCUGCUAGCCCUGGCAGUCGGAGCGCACGCCAAGGGUGAUGCUGGGCUGCCAGUAUACAUGGCGUACGCAGACGUGUCGACGGGUGAGUUUUUCACCAAGGACACGAAUGUAAACGACAUCGAGGACGAAUUGACCCGCAUCUCACCGAAGGAGAUAGUACUCGAUUCAACAUACCGAGACGCUUGGCUUCAGGGAACAGAGGCGGUUGAUCUCGACGCGGACGUCGGGGAGUUUCUGGGCCUUCUGCGUGUCCUGGGUGUCCAUGUGUCGUUUGCAAGUACCGGCGAGGAAGACACGACCUUACAACGGAGAACCGCACCGAAACCAUCCAGCGCCCUGACACUGGAGCGCCGAGCCAUCACCCUCCUCCGUCGUCAUCUGGAGUAUGCGCUCCGAGAUUCGAUGCCGGCGAUGCCGACACAGCCGGAAGAGUUCAACCGCGAGUCUGAACAGCAUCAAAUGCACAUCGACGCUCCGACUCUUCAAGCUCUUGAGAUCCGUCACGCCUUGCGACCCGGCGGCUUGAUGCCCAUCAGCACUAUCCCCUCGCAUCUACGAUCCCCACUCAGUGUCAAGGGCACCCUCCUAAGUGUUAUCUCGCGCACUGUGACGGACUCUGGCCAGCGCCUACUGCGGCGCACUCUGUCAGCUCCGUCCACUUCGCUGCCGCACAUCAACGCACGUCUGGCCCUCGUGGCGUCCCUCGUCGACAACGAGGAUCUCCGCCUCCGCCUGCGUGAACAGAUGAGGGAGCUGUCCGACGUAAUGCGUACGGUUCAAAAGUUCCGCUCGUACCAAGGCGACGGCAGUGACGUGUGGGACGUCGCUCGCUGGAUCCGGAUCGUGGAGCAGAUCUUGGCUCGCAUCCAGGAGACGGUGCGCGAGAAGCGGCGGAAACCGGUCCCCACUGGCGAGCAAGCGGAGGGGCGCGAGCGCCUCCGUCAGUUCGUCGAGGCUUUCAAGCCGCUUAGCGAGCUCGCGGACACGAUAGAAGGCGCGAUCGACGAGACGGCGUUGAACGUGCUGCAGAUCGCGGACGAGUCUGAUCCCGAACCUAGCCCAAGGGCAACCAAAGGCGAAGAGGAAGACCGAAAACGAGCGGAGCGCGAGCGCGCGCUAUGCUUCUCGACGGAACUGUCAGAUCUGCACAAGCAGAUCGAGCGUCUCAAGACGCAGAGAGAUAAGCUCGAGGCUCGUUUGAGGGAAGAGAUGGCGGCGCCGACACUGAGCUUGGGCCAGAAUGUGCGCGGCGCCUUCGUCGUCAACGUCAAGCGCAAGACGGAGAUUGGCAAGCUCGACCGGUCUCCCGACUUUUACGUCAUGAGCGAGACGCGAGCGUCCAAAACGUUCGCCAACAAUGAGCUCGAGGUCGCACACUCGCGCGCUCUGAACCGAUUGCGCGCGAUCGUGAUCGAGCAUUCAGGGACCGUUCAGCACAACGCAGAGCUCGUGGACGAGCUAGACGUCUCUGCCGGCUUUGCGCAGGCCGCAGUCGAGCUGAACUACCUACACGUCGAAGCAGGCCGACACCCCUCGGUCGAGUCUGGCCUUCUCGCCGCCUCGCGCGCAUUCACCCCCAACUCGACGCACAUGACGCCCUCAGCGUACCUGCACGUCGUGACCGGCCCCAACCAAGGCGGCAAGUCGACGCUGCUGCGGCAGACGGCCGUGCUGGCGAUUCUGGCGCAGAGCGGCUCCUUCGUGCCCGCCAACAGCGCGCGGAUCGGGAUAGUCGACAAGGUCUUCUCGCGCAUCGGCGCGCGCGACGAUCUCUAUAGGGACAGGAGCACGUUCAUGCUCGAGAUGGUCGAGACGGCGACUAUACUCAAGAGCGCAACACCGCGCUCCCUCGUCAUCAUGGAUGAGUCAGCUGACUCCAGAAUCGGCCGCGGGACAACCCUCAAUGCAGGCAUCAGUAUCGCAUACGCGACCCUCGACUACAUCCUGCGGCACAUCGGGUGUCGCACCCUCUUCGCGACGCAUUACCACGAGCUAGCGCACAUGCUCGGUGCGCCGCGCUCGCCUACCUCCAAGAGCGACGUGCGCCCCGGCGUCGCCUUCUUCUGCACCGACGUCGACGUCGAUGCGGCCAGUGGCGCGUUUGCGUACUCGUACGCGCUCAAGCCCGGGAUCAACUAUGACUCGCAUGCUAUUGUGAGCUUCGUCAAGGGAGGUGUAGCUGACGUGCAGAAAGCGGCGCAGCUCGCUGGCAUGCCGGCCGACUUCUUGGAGAUUGCGAGUGAGACGCUGAAGCGCCUCGACGCUACGAAGCCCGAGUCGUCUUGA